Molecule: messenger RNA, 2095 nt
Organism: Dermatophagoides farinae (American house dust mite)
Lineage: Eukaryota; Metazoa; Arthropoda; Arachnida; Sarcoptiformes; Pyroglyphidae
Source: RefSeq, a predicted model, not a curated record
CAUCAUCAUCAUCAUCAUAAUUGUCAUGUUGAAAUCAUCAUCAUCAUCAACUUUAAUCUGGUUAUCGAUCACCAUUCUGUUGUUGAUCGAUAUUUUUUAUUCAAUCAAUGGUGAUGAUGAACAAAAUUUUAACAAUGUAGAUGAUGAUGACCAAUUUGAAUUGAAUGAUCAAUUACAAUCGGUGGCAAUCAAUCUGUUGAAACAAUCGGCAAAUCGGACAUUCGUUACAGAAUUGGUGAAUGAAAAUGUGGACGCAACAAAAAUACAAUCAUAUCCAUCAAUGGAUGAAUCGAUUGCUAAAGUUUAUAAACAAAUGACUUGGUCACAGAUUGAUGCAUUGAAAAAUGAACUACAAUUACAUGAUCAUUUCAUUUAUGAACCGAUCCAUGAAAAAUGUACAGAAAUCGCUACAGAAUUCGAACAAUCUUGUGAUCAUUUUGAUCAAAAUGGUGAUAUUUAUCGAUUGGAAAAAGAUUUCCUUGCUACCGGUGAUCAGGUUGUAUCGUUACAGAAAAUGGUGAUUCGAAUAAUCAAUUCAAAAUUGGAACAACGUUUACCAAAACAGCCAAAAUCAUUGGCAAAACAAAAUUAUGGAAUCGGUACCGAUAUUCUUGAUCAAUUUGAUUAUCUUUGUCGAUCAUUUUUUGGCAUACCAAUUCCUGGUUAUAAAACCACUGUAUUCACACCGAUCAAUCAACUUCUUGCGCUUACUGAACGAUUACAAAUGAUCGAUACUAUACGUUUGCCAACAGAUGACGAAUAUGAUGGAAAACAAAUAAAAAUCGAAUCAAAUGAUCAUCAAAGUUUAAAUCGUUUAACCAUAUUAUUACGUCGAUUACGACAUACAUACUAUCUAUAUCGAAUGUCAUCAUAUUCAAAUCAAUUAAUGGACACUUAUUAUUUACGACCAUUGGCUUAUCAAGCAACACUUAGCCUAGUGGACAGUGUUGGCUAUCUAACAUGGUCUGAUCCAAUAAAUAAUUUAAUUCUAACACAAUUACGAUUUCUAGUUCAAAUAUUUAGCGGUAAUCUACAGCCAAAUAUUUUUACACAGCCAAAAAUUGUUAAACAAUCAACAAAACAAAUUGAUCCAAAUCAAUUACGACAAUUGAUCCGAACAUUACGACAACAUGAACAAAAACAACAUGAUCAUAUUGAACAAAAUCGUUUGCGUACAAUGAUGGAAAAUUUGAUGAAAAAUCAGCAAAAACAGCAAACACAAAUUGAUAAGAUUCUACAUGUUUUGGCAUCAUCAUCAUCAUUAUCAUCAUCGAAACAUGAAAAAAAGCCUGAAAUAACACACAAAUCAACCACAACAACAACAACUCAAAAACCAAUUACUACUAAAUGUACAACAACGACGGAAAAACCAAAAAAACCGCACCACCCACAUCAUCAUAUGACAACAAGCACAACAACAACAACAAUGAUAAAAGUUGGCCAUUCAAAAUUGGAAAAAGCGACAACAACCGUACGGCCAUCUGAAUCCGUUGUACGUGGUGGUGAUACAUUACGACAGCUUAAACAGCAAAGAAAAUUAUUGAAUGAAUUAUUACAGGAACUACAGAAACCAUUUAAUCAUACAGAUCGAUUUACUUGUUGCACAUCGCACUCAUCAUCAUCAUCAUCAUCAUCGUCAAUGGUGAAACCGAAUAAUAAUAAUCAUAACAAACAGAAACAACAACAACAACAAAAUCAAAAAAAUGCAGAAAAAAAUUUAGGACAAGCACAAAAUGCAUUGAUGGCCAUUAUGCAGAAUAUAACACCAUUAAUCACUGUAAUGGCACAAUCACAAUUGGUUUCACAGCCAAAAAUUGAUCAAUCCAAAUUAGAUUUAUUGACCAUUGUACAAACAAUGAAUAAUAAUCAACAAAUAUUGUUGGAUUCAUCAACAUCAUCAAUUAUUGAUUUUAGCGGUCCAUUCAAUAUUAUGACCAAUUUAGUUAAUAGAUUACAACAGAUAUUGGAUGGUUUCAUCAAUGAUCUAAAUCCGAUUCAUUGACAAUCAUCAUCAUCAUCAUCAUCAGAUUGAUUAAUGUUUGUCAUGUUUGUAAAUCAUUUUUUUUGCUAUUCAAUGGCUAUCAAUUUAUCGUAA